UUCAGUCCUGAUUGAUUCCAGAGACUUCAGACUGGUCAGAACUUCAGACUGGUCAGAAACCAGACGGUUUGGUUUGAGAACAAACAGGAACUCUUGAACUCUCCAUCAACUUGACUCAAACCGGUGUCAUCAGGAUGACUUCCUCUACCUGUUCGUUCCUCUUCCUCAGCUUCAUGUUUUCCUCCUUUGGACUCGUUGAUCCCACCGCCCUUAAAGUCCGGAUCACCAACCACGCCCUGAACAUGUUGAGAGACGAAGCUCUUGCCAUGUUUCAGGAGCAAGUGGAAGGAAAAGUGUUUGAAGGUUUCCAGUUUUUGAACUGUAAAUUCAGCAAUGUGAAGUUAACUGGGGUCAAUGUCAAUGAAGCUCAUCUUUCGUUCUUGGAGAACUAUGGCUUUAAGUUCGUGAUUCAAAACUUUGGCUUUACCUUGAACUUUGACGUCAACGUUAAUCUUUGUUUCUUUCAACCAGGGACGUCCCGAGAAUUCAUCUUUACAGGUGCAGCCGUCAACAUGGAGGCUGGUCUGGCCAGAAAUAAAAAGGGAGGGCUGGCAGCUGACAUGAGGGCCUGCCAGGCUUCAGCCAACCAAAUUAGAUUUGUUGGAGCAGCUCAAUUCGGGAAUCUUCAGAAGAGAGCUGAAGAAAACAUUGCGGCCUAUUUAAUCUCCAAUAAGAUCUGCCCCAUUUUCAAGAACUAUCUUCUGGAUUUGGUGAACAGUAUUCCAAUGGUUGCAUCGCUUCCCCUAGACUUGGGCAUCAACUUUGACUAUACCCUAACCAGAGACAUCCAAGUGACAGCUACAAGCCUGGACAUGACUUUCAAAGGCCUGGCGUACAGGCAGCCACAGCCCCCUCCUGUGGUGCAAAAAGUCGUGGAGCCAGUUUUCACGGAGAACGACCUGAUGGCUUAUGUGGGCAUCUCUGAAUUUUUUUUCAACUCUGCUGCCAGAUGCCUCUACGAAGCAGGAUUCCUAACUGAUAGGAUAAACUCAAGGGCCAUGGAGGCCGCUUCAAGAGUCAAGCAGUUCUUCACACAACCGUGGAACCUGGACCAACCUCUUAAAAGUCAGGUGGGGCUCACCGAAGCGCCAACCAUCAGCAUCACCCAGCGUGACGGUUUCAUUUUCAACAUGAGAAUCAGAGUCAAGGUCACUGCCCGUGAAGCUAGAACGCCCGACGUCUUCUCCGUGUCCGCGGUUUGCCCUGUUAGCAUGAUGGUUACUAUCGAGAGGAAUCGUCUCACUUUGCCUUCGAAAGACAUCAAUUGUCGAAUUGAAACCAGCAAUACAUUUAAGAAAGUUAUGGUAGUUCCUCUGAACAAGCUGAUUAACAACGAAGCCACAAAGUUCCUGUCAGGUUGGUUUGGUGAAGGAGUUGAGAUGCCUAUUCCUCCAGAAAUUAACUUCAUCCAGGGAAACAUCCGAUAUGAAGAUGGCUACGUAGUGGUGGGAGGAAACCUGCGCCCCACUCCAGCUGGGAGGCAGAGAGUGGGAGAAAUGGUGAUAGGUGAUGGGAGAUAAACGGCUCAGACCAGAACCUUCCUGUG
Poecilia reticulata (guppy) is the source of this 1546-nucleotide messenger RNA. Its product is annotated as phospholipid transfer protein-like. Lineage: Eukaryota; Metazoa; Chordata; Actinopteri; Cyprinodontiformes; Poeciliidae. Gene Ontology annotation, biological process: high-density lipoprotein particle remodeling; ceramide transport; phospholipid transport. The record is from RefSeq and is a predicted model, not a curated record. Gene Ontology annotation, molecular function: ceramide transfer activity; phosphatidylethanolamine transfer activity; lipid binding.